UUCGUUUAUGCUUAACGCCUGAGCUUACCAGUGAUACUACUGGACUGGUCAGAAAGGUCAGGAAAAAAUGAACCCACUGGUAUGGUAUUUCUAUAUUGAAUGCAUGAAACUGUCAUUCUCACCGAUGACCCCACCGAUGCAAACAUAUCGACUUUCUUUUUCGUGGACAAAAAAUUCAGAAAGACAAAUUUCCAAAUAAGAUCUUGAUUUCUUCGAUGACAAAUGACGAAAAGAAAAAUGACAUUAAGUUUAACAUGCUUUCCACAUCUACAUGCAAACAGAGGUUCUCACUGGUGCAUAUGACUGAUGCUGCCAUGUUGCUGACGGGUACAGCCAAAUCUUUUGAACUCGUUUUACUUAACAGUGUCGCGUGAAUACAGAAGUUAUAUCCCGUAGGCCUAUGUCUGUGAAUUCCGAAAUUGUCUUUAUGCAAGCGGUUUACCCCUCAGUCUCAGCUUCACAUUUUGUACGGCCAGUACACAUCAUUAGGCAUAGUAUGUGUACCUAUCACACAGAUUUAUUCCGUAAUUCAGGAUUUGAAACCUAGUACAUUCCCCUGUCCAGUACAAAGAGGGCAUGUUAAAAGUAAAGGUUCCCACUGGUAAGCAGUCAGUUUAAAUACAGUACUGUACAUAUAGGUGUUUCAAUACAGCUCAAGAAUUCGUCGCAUUUUCUGGUUGAGUAAUACGGAGCUGUUUCAGAAUAAUUUUGAAGCAAAAACACCUUCCUUUCCAUUAUAAAUCUGCAUUAAAAGUGCUUCCCUCAAGUAUCGCCUUGUCUGACUCAACUGGAACCUACCCGUCCACUGGAAGCAAAGUAUGUCUGGGAGAAGCUUAGUUUGUAUGUUAUUAUCGCUAAUUCUUUGACACAUACACCGUAGGGUACAUGCAAUCCUCUCAUAAAACGAAUUUAUUAAGGAAAGCCAGUACAUUCAAGCUGCAUUCAAACUUGAGAUCCCUGGCGUAAAUUUACUGACACACAUGCACAUGUACGUGUAUUAAGAGUUGUAUUUAUUUCCAUUCAUGUCAGACAGUUAUAGUUACAAUAGUGAUUCCUUAUUUGGAAUUGCUUCACCAACAGAUGAAGUAAAUAUCACUUACGAGGUAGAUAAUAUGGAAGGUGCUAAUGAUCGAACUGAUGUUGUAUUGACCUGUAUUGCAAGAGGCAAUCCUGAGCCAGUUAUGGUAUGGUAUGACACAAAUGACACUGAGAUUGCUAAGAGCUCCGGAUGUAACUCUUCCAAGUUCAUUGUGACAAUGGAGGUGUCUGAUGGAGAUGAAGUUUAUGGAUAUGAAGUAACCAGCUAUUUGACCAUCAAAAAGGUGGAUUCACAGGUGGACUAUAGGGUGUAUGUCUGCAACAGCUCGAGUGGAAUUGGGAAAGAAGACAAACUGGAAAUUAUUCUCCAUGGAACAAGAUUACCAGACAUGCCCAGGAAAGUUAAGAUCACUAAUCGGACAGCAGAGUCUCUGACUGUGGUAUGGUCAGGAGUGUUUAAUGGUGGUGAGGUGCAGUCAUUCCGUGUCAGCUACCUGAAGACAUCUAAAGAGGUCUUCACUGAUCAGACAGGUGGGAGAACUACCUCCACAGCAACUGGUCUCGAUAAGUACACCGAGUAUGAGACCAGGGUGUAUGCCAGCAAUAUCAUCGGUGAAAACAACAAAUAUGCCAGCAUUAAGGGGUAUACAUUGCCAAGCCCAACCACUACACCCCCCUCUGGUAACACAGGCAUCAUUGUUGGAGCUGUUGUAGGAGGGGUUAUACUUAUCGCCAUCGUUAUUUCCCUAGCUACCUACCUUGUCAGAAUGCCACCCGAGGACCAAAAAGGCGGAAAAAAAACUACAGGCGGCGCUGAGGGCCGCCGGCAGAGGGCCUCCGGCGGACUGCCCUGA
This is a messenger RNA of Acanthaster planci (crown-of-thorns starfish), 1892 nucleotides long. RefSeq names its product adhesion molecule nephrin-like. Gene Ontology annotation, molecular function: cell adhesion molecule binding. NCBI's taxonomy places the organism in Eukaryota, Metazoa, Echinodermata, Asteroidea, Valvatida, Acanthasteridae. Gene Ontology annotation, biological process: cell-cell adhesion. Gene Ontology annotation, cellular component: cell-cell junction; plasma membrane. The record is from RefSeq and is a predicted model, not a curated record.